AUGGCGACAUGGGCAGACAAGCUUCGCGCGGGGAAGGAGGAGGAGAGGAAGGGAGAGGAGAGCGCAGAGGCAGGAGAUGGAAGCCUAUCGAAGCAAGUUCACUCUGUAGCCGGAGCCAGCCACGUCGAGGGGAGCUUGGACGGAGGUGAGGCUCCUUGCAGCGAUGCCAAGGAGGCCAGGCAUGGCAGUAGCGCGGAUGGCAGCCCACGUGCAGAACCGCCAUCUGGGAAGAAAGUUGUGCUGGACUCAGGGAUGCUGAUCAAGGGCGAAAGGAUCGACAAGCUCGGAGAACAUUUCUGGACGGUGAAGGAAGUUCUUGCAGAAGUUCGGGAGGUUGAUCCAUCGGCGCUUGCCUUCGUGUCCAAGUUCUCCAAGUUGACAGGAGACUUCAGCAGACUGUCAAACACUGACUUGAAGGUCAUGGCCCUGACCUAUCAGCUAGAGAAGGAGUUCUAUGGCACCUCGCACUUGAACGAGGCGCCGAAGCCGAUGAGACCGGCAAACGUGGGGAGCGAAGAAGUCAAGACACCAAAGGAAGAAAACGCGACCAACGAGACAGCCGACUGUGAUUCAGCGAACGGGGCUGAAUCUGAGAACGGCGACGGCAGCAGUGGGCACAGACAGGGGAACAAGCAACAAGCGCCUUCACUGCCUGGCUGGUACGAGGGGACAGACGAUGAUGAAGGAUGGAUCACUCCGGACAAUGUUGCUUCCUUCUCGGUCAAUGGGAAAUGUGUUGAAGACGAUUCCGAUGCGAACGUGGCAUGUGCGACCCUCGAUGGUGCAAUGCAGAAUGUAUUGCUACAGAUUGGGCUGCGAGUUGUGAACGGAGAAGGUCUGGUUGUCAAGAAUGUCAAGCAGUUUGUACAGAAAUGCCAUGCAUGCUUUAAGAUCUGCCAUGACAAUACCAAGAUGUUCUGCCCAUCCUGCGGCAACGCAACUCUGAUGCGAGUCUCCAUGUGGGUACAGGCGGACGGUCGAGUGACAUUCAGCAAGGGAAUCAAGAAUUUCAAUCUGAGGGGCACCAAGUACAGUCUCCCAAAGCCGAAACAAGGACGUGGCAAGGACGACUUGGUUCUGCGAGAAGAUCAAUUGAUCUCGUCGGCACAUAGACAGAGAAAGCCAAAGAUGGUGGUGGACGAUGAUGGAUUUACAACGCUGGCUCCCCGAGACAACUAUAAAGCGGUGAACAUUUGAUCACGAAGUUGCAGCCAUGUUGUCUAAUCCUGUCUUCACAGAGAAACAACCAAGAGAUUGUCGGAAUGGGAUAUGGCGGAGGUGGAAAGCGCAAUCCGAAUGAACGAAGAAGGAGAUGAUGGCAAUGCUCUGAUUAUGGGGAGGUUGUAUUUUGUUUAAAUGUAGGUAGAUCUGAUCUUAGGUAGCUAAGACAUGUGCCUUUCGAAGCUCAAAAUUUGACCUAAGUAUCUCAGCGUUGAUGAAUGAAUCUAGACUCAC
This is a messenger RNA of Guillardia theta CCMP2712, 1455 nucleotides long. RefSeq lists its product as hypothetical. Bases 1 to 1197 code for a protein of 398 amino acids. Gene Ontology annotation, molecular function: RNA endonuclease activity. NCBI's taxonomy places the organism in Eukaryota, Cryptophyceae, Pyrenomonadales, Geminigeraceae. Gene Ontology annotation, cellular component: preribosome, small subunit precursor. The record is from RefSeq and is a predicted model, not a curated record. Gene Ontology annotation, biological process: maturation of SSU-rRNA. The transcript has 7 exons.